Messenger RNA from Panicum virgatum (switchgrass), 1356 nucleotides. Its product is annotated as plasmodesmata-located protein 8-like. Gene Ontology annotation, cellular component: plasmodesma. The transcript is spliced from 2 exons. Lineage: Eukaryota; Viridiplantae; Streptophyta; Magnoliopsida; Poales; Poaceae. The coding region runs from base 397 to 1248 and encodes 283 amino acids. The record is from RefSeq and is a predicted model, not a curated record.
UGCGUCCUAUCACCAGCUGGGGGAGGCAAGAAGGACGACAGGACAACUGACCCCUCCCCUGUGCGGCUGUGCCUACGCCUCGCCUGAUGCAGCAGGUCCUGCUCAAGUUCUCAUGGACGGACGGGAAACCUGACCAGAGCCACCGGCCGGCCGAGCCCGGCGUAUAAAGAUUCUAGAGAGGCCGCGCGCACCACAAAUCCUUCCUCUAACGGACGCGCGCAUUUAUUCUGUGUAGUGUAAGCUCCCCACCACCUUUCUCCUCGCUGCCCAGACAAGGACUCGGAAAAGCACCGGGCGAUCGCCGCUGUCCCAGCCAGCCAUUGAAGCCACCACCCACGCCCUUCACACGGCCCGGCAACGCACGGCAACAACGCGCGAGGUUCCGUCUCACCAGCCAUGAUGCAUCGGCCCUUCCGCGCCGUCCUCGCCGCCGCCGUCGUCGCGGGGCUGGUGUGCGCGCCGGGCGUCGCCGAGGCGGGCACCGGCAUGUUCAUCUACGCCGGGUGCUCGCCGUCCAAGUACCAGCCGGGCACCCCGUUCGAGGCCAGCCUGGAGUCGCUUCUCACCUCCGUCGCCAACGCGGCGCCCAACGCCGGGUACAGCACCUUCACGGCGGGGGCCAACGGCACGGGCGCCGCCGGCGCCGCGGUGUACGGGCUCUACCAGUGCCGCGGCGACCUGGACGGCGGCGACUGUGCGGCGUGCGUGCGGGACGCCGUCGGGCAGCUGGGCCAGGUCUGCCCCGCGGCGUACGCGGCGUCGCUGCAGCUGGAAGGAUGCUACGUGCGGUACGACAGCAGCAACUUCGUGGGCGCGCCCGACACCGCCAUGGUGUACCGCAAGUGCAGCACCAGCAGCAGCAGCGACGGCGGCUUCCUCGGGAGCCGGGACGCUGUGCUCGGGGAUCUGCAGCAGGGCGCGGGCGCCGGCGCCGGCGGCUACAAGGUGGCCAGCUCCGGCAGCGUUCGGGGCGUGGCGCAGUGCCUGGGCGACCUCGCGGCGGCCGACUGCACGGCGUGCCUGGCGCAGGCGGUCGGGCAGCUCAAGGGCACCUGCGGCACCGCGCUCGCUGCCGACGUGUACCUGGCGCAGUGCUACGUCAGGUACUGGGCCGACGGCUACUACUUCCGCCCGGCACAAGAUUCGCAGGGCGAUGUUGGGAGGACGCUGGCCAUCGUCGUCGGCAUCUUGGCGGGGCUGGCACUCUUCGUGGUCUUCGUCUCUUUCCUUAGGAAAACAUGUAACUAAGCAUCUUCUGUAAUCUCGUGGUCAGCCUAGCUGUGGGUCAGGGCAUUGUAAUCUCAUUUUGUUAGCAAUAGAUGUGGAGCAUCGCCUAUCGGGGGAGCACUAUAUUGA